Messenger RNA from Frankliniella occidentalis (western flower thrips), 2307 nucleotides. RefSeq lists its product as uncharacterized. The coding region runs from base 216 to 1175 and encodes 319 amino acids. The transcript has 7 exons. NCBI's taxonomy places the organism in Eukaryota, Metazoa, Arthropoda, Insecta, Thysanoptera, Thripidae. The record is from RefSeq and is a predicted model, not a curated record.
GGCGGGAGGCGGCGGCGCCGGCCCGGCGGCGGCCCCCUGGCUCGAGCCGCCCGUGUGAAUCAGUAGUGCAACAGGCGGUGAACCCUUCAGACCGCACUUAAUCGCGGACUGUGGGUCGGUUGGAACUUGUGCUCCGUUUAGAUUAAAUCGAACGACGGUAGAGCGCCAGCUCUGCCUGGAUUUUUGAUCUUCUCGAUCUAACCAACACAUCCAAAAUGUUCAAGAAUCACUUGGACAUGAUCGGCCGCAACGAGCCGAUCCAGAGGAAGGCCAAAUUCUGGCAAUCCUACGUCCGCUCACUUAAAGCGUCGUCGGCCGAGCGUCCACCCAAGACCGAGACCUACGGGCAGUGGCUACAGCAAUUACAUAGAACAGACGACAUGCGCGCCCCCGACCCAGUGCACUCUAGGCCACGAGGCAUCUUCCGCCCCCUGCUGUCUGAGCUGCCCGACCUGCACACCACCACCUGGCCCUACAAAUCCAUCUACGACGACCCCACCGCCGCCAACGAGCGCAUCCACGUGCCCGGCUACCGAUACGUGCCCGUCAGCCGGGAGACGUACGGCAUCAGCCCCCGCAACAUCUACCCGCCGUCCUACUACGACCGAUACAGGACCGGUCCAUCGGACGGUGUGUACAAGGGCCAGGAUGCUUGGGACGCCCAGCAGAGGCGCCUAGACGAGAUCGACGCGCUGUUCCCGGACAAGUACAUCCCCCUAUUCCAGUACAGGCCCGCCGCUAGGACACUCCGCGGCGCCAGCGCGCCCCCACGCGCCGGCAGCGUUCCCCCACUGCGCGCCCGCUCCUCCUCGCCCUUCGCAAGGAGGUCCACCAGCCCACCGCCCCCAAUCCGCUCAUGGACACCACCACCAGCGCCCUCUGAAAUUGAGCCACGAUUCACCUAUGCUGGUCAGCCCCUGUACAAUCGCGGUGGCUGGACCCGGCGGCCACUCCGUGAACUGCUCGAGCCCUCACCCUCCAUGUCCAAGUCUGCGAUCACCCGAGACCCUUGGUGGUGGGAAUACCCCGAGCUGAGGCCGUACGCCUACCCUUACCACUACAGGCCAUGGCACUCACCGUCUUACCUGCGCUCCUCCUACCUGUCCCCCAUCAAGAGCACCUACCUGUGGGACAAGCACCCCCGCAGGCCGUUCGGUUACCUCACCUACUGGUAGGCGGCGACGGGUAGUCUGAUGACCACCCACCUACCUUGGAGCGCGGGUGUGAAAGCACGAAGAGUGAGCCGCCGAUCUUGACCUGCUCCUGGAGGGCCCUGCGUCUCGUCCUCGGCCCCCUGAGCCCCAUUCCCAGCGCGGCAGCGUCCAAAUCAUUUCUGUACCGACCCCAUUUCAUUUUCGUAAAAAAAGUGAAACAGUGAAGUGUUGACUUAUUUUGUAAAGCUCGUCGUUGUUUGGACCUCGAAAGAAAAAAACGACCCGAUGGGGUAGCCAUUCAGACACCCCCUAGCCAUUCUUUGCCUUAGAGCGAAAAUAUGUAACGAUAGAAAGGGCGAAGCUGUAUGCGGUUGAUGAAUUAGUGUUUACAAGAAUACAUCGACUGAGUGUAGACAAGCCCCUCUUUCUUCUUUUGCGAGCUGCCCCCACCGCUGGGGUGCGGGGGAGGGGGAACUCUGCCCCGACACACCCGCCCGCCAAUGUACUUUACUAUUACGAACCAGCGCACAUUGCGUGCGCUGGUACCUCCGAAACUCAGACUUCAUCGCUAUCUCUUUCAUAUUUUCUUCUCUGUCCUGUCUUUCCAAAUCCAUCUUUUUCCUUUCCCAACUACUUGUGCCCCCCCCCCCCUUUUUCUUCUUUCCAUGACGCCGGACUUCAUAACCACAUUUAUUUAUUCUCUUCAUUCGACUGCAUCAUGUCCAGGAUUGACGGAAAGUGAGGUAAGCAGCGCUGCCUCCUUCAGUCCCACAUUGCCGGGACUGAGAUCGAAUCGUGGCCACGAUCAGAAUUGCGGCAGCCAGGCCAAACGUUACUGACUGAACGCAGGCCACAUAGCAAGCCAAAAACAAAUUCCAUGCACGGUUAGGAGACUUUUUUUUACUUUUUCCUGGUGGAUUUUUUGCAGUCCAAAUCAAAAAUAUAACUUCACAUAAUUCAAUUUCAUCUGUCACAACAUAAACUUUAAAAAUGUACUAUUUUUGCUUAUUCUUUGUAAUGAAGGCAUUACUUCCAAAACGGAUUUCAUUCAAACAACUAAAACUAUGGAUUCAUGAGGUAAUCGAGAACCUUUGCUCAACGUUUUCAAUCUGUACAAGCGAAAUUAUUGAAUUACAGAACUGAGAUCCACCAA